This is a messenger RNA of Gavialis gangeticus (Gharial), 794 nucleotides long. RefSeq names its product transthyretin (gene TTR). The transcript has 4 exons. Gene Ontology annotation, biological process: purine nucleobase metabolic process. Lineage: Eukaryota; Metazoa; Chordata; Crocodylia; Gavialidae. Gene Ontology annotation, molecular function: thyroid hormone binding. The record is from RefSeq and is a predicted model, not a curated record. The coding region runs from base 172 to 624 and encodes 150 amino acids.
AUAGAACAACUAUAGGAUUGGAUUGUUGACUAAGCAAAUAAUCAGAAUCAGCAGAUUUGGAGUCAUAUGGGCACCUGACAAGCAGCCUGUUUUGUUGUAGGAUUGGGUAUAAAAUCCCAAAUCUCAUUAGCUUCUAGCUGCUGGCACCAAGGCUAAUUAAAAGCAAGAAGAAUGGCUUUUCAUUCUAUGCUUCUCGUUUUCUUAGCUGGACUGGUAUUUCUGACUGAAGCUGCCCCACUGGUUUCCCAUGGUUCUAUUGAUUCCAAGUGCCCACUUAUGGUGAAGGUUCUGGAUGCGGUUAGAGGAAGUCCAGCUGCCAAUGUAGCAAUUAAAGUGUUUAAAAAGACUUCAGAUGGAGACUGGCAAGAAUUUGCUGCUGGGAAAACCACAGAAUUUGGGGAAGUCCAUGAGCUCACAUCAGAUGAAAAAUUUGUAGAAGGAAUAUACAGGGUUGAGUUUGACACCAGCUCAUACUGGAAGGCACUUGGCCUUUCCCCAUUCCAUGAAUAUGCUGACGUGGUUUUCACUGCUAAUGAUUCCGGUCACCGUCAUUAUACCAUUGCUGCUCUCUUAAGUCCUUUCUCUUAUUCAACCACUGCUGUUGUCAGUGAUCCACAAGAAUAAAUACGGUGUCAUCAUCCAGAAUAUCCACCACUGAUAGAAUUACUGUAGGAUUUUAGGAGGAGGUGAUUUUCUAUUGAUAAUGACAUGUCUUUUUGCAAUAGUAGUUUUUAGCAUUUUGUAACCUGACUAAAAUCUCAAGCAAGUCAAUAAAUGUUUCCUCUUUAAAACAA